AUGAGUAACUCUCUCUAUAACGAGAGGUUUUGCACAAUAAUAAAUAUUUUAAUCGAUAAUUUUAUUUCAAUAAUUCUGAAAAAACAAAAUAUCUUUCAAAGAAAGAAUUUGGAUAGUGAGCUUGGCGAGGGUAGUAGAUCUCCUCUAUCACCAAUCUCUGCGACUGAUAGUCCUCGACAUUUUGAGUAUGUUGAUGAAGCGAUUCCAUUAAUUCACAAUACUCCUGAUGGCAAUUCAUUUGAAAUCAACCCGGAUGCAAUGGCAUUCUUAUCUUCUUUGUCAUCGCCAAUAGCAAUCAUUGGUGUUGCUGGAAUGUAUCGGACUGGGAAAUCAUAACCUUAUUUACAGCGAUUUAGCACUUACUAUGGGCUUUUAUAAUAAAAAUAUGAUUAAAGUAUUCAAUAUAAAUGGGUUUAUUUUAUUUAUAUUAAAAUAAUAAUUUUUUUGGCUUAGUAAAAGGACUAAAGAUAAUAUAACAAAAUGAAGGCAAUCAAUGCGGCCUUUUAUAUCUUUUGAAUCGAGUUUUGUUAGAUCAAAAAGGCGGCUUUGGUGUAGGUCCUUCAAUUAACCCUUGCACGAAAGGGAUUUGGCUUUGGGGAAGACCUAUACCAGGAACAACAGAUGAUGGUAAGAUAUGCUCUAUUGUGGUCCUGGACUCUGAAGGAAUAGGCGCUCUUGAUGAAGACUCAGAUCAUGACACUAGAAUUUUUUCACUGGCUCUCUUAAUAAGCUCCUGCUUUAUUUACAACUCAGUUGGGGCAAUAGAUGAAAGCGCUUUACAGAAUUUGUCAUUAGUGGUUAACUUGACAAAGCAUAUUCAUAUAAAAACAAGGCAAUCUGAUGAGACUGAUAGUGAAGAAUACGCAGCUUAUAUGCCAAGCUUUGUUUGGGUGCUUAUUCUUCCUUAAGAAAUUAUUUUUAAAUAGUGCUAAUUAAAUUGUCUUAAAAAUUGAAAUUUUAACUUAAUACUCAUGCAAAAAUAAAUUUAAAAUAAAUCUUAUAAUAAGAUUAAAGUUAGAGACUUUGCUCUUCAACUGGUAGACUCAGAAGGGGAAAGCUUAACACCUAAGGAAUAUCUUGAAAAAGCUCUCCAACCUCAAAAAGGGUUCUCAGAUUCAAUUGAAGAUAAAAAUAGAAUCAGAAGACUUCUUAAAGAAUUCUUUAAAGAUAGAGACUGCUUUACCCUAAUAAGACCUACAACUAAGGAAGAUGACCUACAGAAUUUAGAAGAAAAACCCCUUGAAAGCUUGAGACCUGAAUUCCAAGAACAAGUGAUACAAUUAAGAAAAAGGGUUAUCGGAAGGAUAAGGCCGAAAACAGUCAACAAUAAAUGUCUGAAUGGCGAAAUGCUUGCAAAUUUAGUCAAAAAUUAUAUAGAAGCUAUCAAUAUUGGCGUUGUGCCUAAUAUAGAAAGUGCUUGGAAUUACAUAUGUAAAACAGAAUGUACCAAAGCUGUUGAGGAUGCUCAAGAUAUUUAUGAAAAAAUUCUAAUGAGCAGCGUAUCCCACAGAUUUCCUAUAAAUGAAGAUUAGAGGAGAUUAAAUUCUAGCGAUUCUUAGGGCUUAUUUCAGCCAUCGCCAUCUACCGCAGGCUUCAGCUCAAGUGGCCCUAGUUACCUAGGUCAUAUCUCUCUCAGAGACUCACCCAUGUUUGUGACUUGAUCUCUAAUUCUUGUAGCACUAACUCUCUCUCAACCCCUGGUAGUGCUCAGGGUACGGGUAAAAUGCCUUCGCGCCUCCUUCUGGGAUAUCAGCCUGAUACAGCUAAAAUUCCUUCACAGAAGUGCGAGCCUGAUAUUGCGCUUUCUGUAUAUUGUCUCAGGGUCAAUGAAAAAAUCCUGCUAUGAAGUCCUGUCCAGAACAUCCUAAAAGAAUUCACUUAAGUUUGGGCUGGAAUCAGCUCACAAGCCGUCCUGGACCUAUUCACCACUUGCUAUCUUUUUAAAAAGUUAUAAAUGAAGAAGAUUUAAAGUUACUGCAUAAAGAGGCUAAAGAAGCCGCAAUGGAUCAUUUUAAUAAAAUUGCUGUUGGGACUGACAGGGAUGUAUAUUUAAAGCAGCUUAAAGAAACCCUUGCUCAAAAAUAUGAUGGUCUUAAAGCUGACAAUGAGCUCGAAGCCCAAAGAAAAUGUGAAAAAUUUUUAACAGACAAUUUCCAAGUUAUUGACCAAAAAUUGAAAAAUGGGGAAAUUAAAAGUUUCUUGGAUUUUGAGGCAAAUUUAAGAAAAUUGCAGCAGUUUUAUAUUGAGCAUGGACCUGAUGGGCCUUUUAGAAAUGAAAUUUUAUUAGAAUUUUGCUUAUUCCUCUUCCUUAAGCGAACAAAACCAUUGGAAAAAUCCCUAUUUUCUGGCAAAAACACCCUAAAUAUAAUAUUUUUUAUAAAAAAAAUCUUUUGAAAUAUAAGUGAUAUUAUUAUAAUGAAUUUCUAGAUGUUUAAUUUUAAACAGCUUACAUUUUAAAACAUAAGUUUUACAAAUUAAAUUAAUAUUUGCUUUCCAAUUUUUGCGAAUAUGGAUUUUUUAUUCAAAAAAAAAAAUUUACUAUAAAAUAUAUAAAUUUGUUAAACUCCCCCUCUUUUAAUGAACAAAAUUGUCUAAGGAGGGGGGAUGUUAGGUAAGUAUUCAGCUGUAAGUGAUUUUUUCUUAAAAAAUCUGACAAAUGAGUUGAAUUUGAAAGACCAGUUGACAAAUGACCAAAUAAUGAGGCUUGAAACAGAGGUAAGAGAAGCAAAAGAAGAUCUUAUGAGGGAAAAAGAUGAAUGGCAUAGAAAGUACACAGCUGCUAUAAGUGAAAAAGCUGAGCUUUCUGCUAAAGAACAAAAUUUAAAAGAGCAAGUCCAAAACAUGAAGCUAGAAAGAGAACAAGUCGAAAAAGAGCUAAGAAACGGCCUUAAAAACGCCAAAAACGAGCUUUUACAACAGAUUGAAUCUGCUAACAAUAAAGCUUGGGAAUCUGAAGAAAAAAUGAAAGAUGCAGAACGAUCAGUUAACCACAAAGAAGCUGAAUUCCAAGAAGCCAAAGCCUUAUUAGACCAAAAAAUAAAAUAUCUAGAAACAAGCUUAGAAGAAUCCCGAAGGCGAGAAAAAGAGUACAUGAAUGACUUAAAAUCUCAGAAAAAAGAUCAUACUUCUUCAGUAAAAGAUAUACAUUCCAGGUUCGAAAAUCAGCUUAAAAACUACCAGUCUCGUCUUGAGUCAGAAACUGAAAAAAUUUCUGAGCUAGAAAGGGAGCUAGAAGAAAAAGAAAAUUUAUAUGAAAGAUCCAAGGCUAAUUGGGAAGAAACUGAGCUGAGGCUGAAAUCAAUGAAUGAUGAUUAUUUAUCACAAUUAGAAAUGCUGAAAACUAUAAUAAUCUAUAUUAAAUUAACGCUCAUAUUUUAUGAAAUAUAUUAUAGCUUAAUUUAGCUUAAAAAAGUAUAAAUUAGAUAGAAAAGAAAACGAGACCAAGAAAAAAAUAGCAGAACUUGUCAGAGACCAUGAAUCCUCAAUUACCAAGCUUCAAGCAAAGUUUGAAGAAGUCGACCAAAAAUUCAAACAAACAGAUGAAACUCUAAAAUCCCAACAAGUACAAUGGCAAAAAGAAAAUGCUAUUUUAGCUCAAAAAUUAGAAUUUUCAGAGCAGCACUAUGAAGAAACUAAAUCUCAGCUUGAAGAAGAAAGAAGACAGCACGCAAACAUGCUUCGUUCAAUCCAAGCCACCUCAGGUGAAAACGCUCGUGAAGAGACUGAAGCUCAGCUUCAAAAAUUGCGCCAAAAAUACAUGGAAGAUAUGAAAAGCCAAGAAAUUGAAAUUGAAAGCACCAAAAAGAAAUUCACAAGCCAAGUCGAAGAUUUAUUAAAGAAAAAUGCAGAACUAGAGUUCCAAAUUAAAGUAGAAACCAAUGAAUGGAGCAAUAAAGAAAAAAAUUUCCAGGAAGAGCUGACUGUUGUUACAGAAGACAGAAAUAAAUUGCAGGAGCAAUGCAAUGAACUGCAAAAGAGACUUCAACAGUUUUCAGAAGAGGCUGAAGCAAAAUUAAAGAAAAGAAUAAAAACACUGGAAAAUACAUUGGAAGAGCUAAGGACAAAGACAAAUGAUGAAAUCCAAGCUGCAAAUGCAAGGGCUGAAAGCUCGUAUCAACAGCUUAAAGAGUUUUAUGAAGAAGAGAAGAAAAGGAUGGAAGGAAGGCUACAAGAAGAAAAAGAAAGGGCGGAUAAGAAGUAUAAUAUUAUGUCUGAAGAAUACGAAGACAGAUUAAGACAAGAAGCUGAUGCAUAUGAAGACGAUUUGGCUGCUAAAGAAGACGAGCUACAUGACCUAGAAGCUUAUUAUAAUGAUGAAAUCACCCAAUUGAAGCACCAAUCAGGACUUGACACCCAAAAAAUUGAAACCCUUGAAAAAUACUUAAAAGAUAACAAAGAACAAAUUGAAGCUAUGCAAAAGACUCAUAACUUGUCAAUGGAACAGCUGCAGGAAAGAAUGAACUCAGAAAGAGCAAGCCUAGUAGAAAAAGUCGAAAAAAUGGCUAGUGAGCUUGCUGCAAAAGAAAGAGAAUUAAGCUCAGUUUCUUAUAAAAAAGAACAAUUAGAGUCCCAGUUGGCAAAUAAAGAAGCUGAACUCUCUGAUGUAAAGGAACAAUAUGAUAGAGAAAAACAAACUUUGGCUGAAAAAUUCGAGCUUGCAAAGCAGUCUUAUCAGAAAAUUAAUGAUGAAUACACUCAGAAGAAAAGCGAUUUUAAGAGAGAAAUGGCACUUUCUCAGCAGGAAAAUGAAUUCAAGGCUAAAAGAAUUAGUGAUUUAGAGAAGUCACUGCAGGAAGCUGAAGAAAAAUAUAAUGAAACAUUAAAAAGCUUAAAAGAUGAGUCUGGAGAAGAAUUGUCGACAACGAUUCAAAAAUUGACAAAAGAAAAAGAAAGUCUUGAAGAGAAGCUGAACCAAAAGAAAAAAUCACUCAAAGAGUUGGCUACAAGUUCUUCAAAAAAUUGAUUUAUUAAUUUCUCUGGAUAAUAGAUAGUUAUAUAUUUUCUUUGCUUUUUGAGCGAUAUCUUAUUGGCAGAGGCAUUUGUUUUCUUAAAACAAUUAAUUUUGUAAGCAAAGAGGAAAUAUAAGGAAUUUUUUCUAAACAACGGCAAAUUAAAUUAUAUUAUUGCCUAAUAUGAAGAGAAAAAACUAUAGACCAUAAAAAAUAUAAGCAGCUUAGAAAAAGAAAAAGCAGUUCUGGCUGAAAAGAUUGAGAUAUACAUUAAAAUGGCUUGUCGGCCAACCCACCCUCUUAGCACCUAUAGCUGGGGUGACCCAAGGACUUUAUGGAAUGAGGAUGAUGCUCGGUAAUGUGUAUUUGGCCAAGUUUCACUUGGUUUGGUGGAGCGCUAUGUCGAUUAGGUCAACAAUCAAGCCCGAGGGAGAAGAAGUGGUGCUCGAGAGAAAUGGCGGUAGGUGGCUGAGUGACAAUAGGUCGAGAAACACACCUGUGGGUGCUACAGGAGCUUCUCCAUAAUUAAGUUAAGUUCUAUCUGAAAAGCUUGCUAAUUUAGAAGCCAAAAAGCAAGACAUGGAAAAUCGCCUAAGAGCUGACAUUGAACAUCUUCAAGUUCAGCUUAAAGAGAAAAAGGACUCAGAAAGCACCGACAAGAUGUCUGUUCACUUAGAAAAUGAAAGACUUAAAACCAUGAUGCAAGAAAUGGAAAAAGACAUUUCUGAAAGAAAUUCUGCCUUUGAAAGAGAAAGAAUUUUAUGGGAAAAUAAGUUUAACUUCCUAACCCAACAGAGGGAUUCCGCAAAAGCAGAUUUAGCUGAAUCUCAAAGAAAGUUUGAUAUUACAGUUGAAAACUUACAAAAAAGAAGUGCAGCUGAAAAAGAAAAACAAGAAUCUGCUACUAAUUUAUUAAUUUCUUCAAUUGAAACGAGAUUUACAACUCAAAUUAAAGACAUGCAGGAAGCUCAUGCUUCAUCUCUUACCUCAACAAUUAAUUUUUUUUUAAAAAAAAAAAAAAAAUAAAAUUUUAUUAAUAAAAAAAUAAUUUUUUUUGCUCAAUUGAGAUAGCGAAACUAUUGAUAAAAAUAAAAUCCUUGAAAGAGACUUAAGAGCAGUAAAAGAAGAACUAGAACUCGUUAAAAGAGGGAGAUCAAGUGAGUCAGGGUCUCUUGAAAAAAGAGUCAAAGAUUUAUCAGAAAGUGAGCAAAGACUAUUAGCUGAAAUUGACGCUUUGAAAAAAGAUAGAGAAAGAAGAAUUGAAGAACUCAGUGAAUCAGCAAACUACGAAAAAGAACAGCUUAAAACAAAACUUGCUGAUUAUGAAAAAAGAGCUAAAGAAGCUGAACAUCAAAAAGGUCAGCUGUUUUUAGACCUUGAAAAGGAAAGAGCAAAAUGGAAUAUGGAAAAAGACCAUUUAUUAGCUCAAAAAAAUGAAGCUAUGGACUCGUUAGAGAGGUCAGAAAAAAGAAGAGAGUCACUUGUAAGGGAUAAUGAAAAACUGAGAGCUGAAAAAGGGAAAAGGGUUGGAGGAGCUUUUGCACAGAGACCACCUGGAAGCAGCCAAUUCAAUAAAGGUGUUACUGGGCUUUUCCAAAAUGCAGGAAUAUCGUUUGAAGAAUUUUCUAAAGCUCCAAGGUGAUCAAUAAAUAGAAUAAUUAAUAUAAAAAAAAUUAUUAAAAAAAUUAUAUUAUUUAAUUAGAAUGGGUUAAAGAAAAAGAAAGCCAAGACACCAGUGGAAACUCAAGCCCUAGAAGUUCCACUGCAGGAACUGCUAGUCCACUUCCUCCUAUGAGAGCAAGAAGCCCAAUAUCGUCAAGAAAUCAUAGAUCAAGCUCUGGAUUUGAUUUCAACAAGAUAGGCGAAAAGAAAGAAGGAGAAAAAUAA
This is a messenger RNA of Blepharisma stoltei, 6836 nucleotides long. Lineage: Eukaryota; Ciliophora; Heterotrichea; Heterotrichida; Blepharismidae. The record is from the annotation of a GenBank genome assembly.